CUCAGCUGCUCUUCCUGCACGAGGACAUAGCGCCACCGUGAGGCCAAGACACAGUGAUGCUGAAGGAGCAGGGCUGGGCACCAGCAGCAGCAACAACGCUGUUCAUAAUCCUCCCCUUGUCGGAUGCUGAUUGUCCGUAGAGACCCUGCAGGAUGCAUUAAGGGUCAAAGGUGAGUUAGUGAGGCCGAGAUGAGUCUGACUUCUUGGUUCCUGGUCAGCAGCGGGGGGACGCGUCAUCGUCUCCCCAGGGAGAUGAUCUUUGUGGGGAGGGACGACUGCGAGCUCAUGCUGCAGUCCCGCAGUGUGGACAAGCAGCAUGCUGUCAUCAACUAUGAGACAAAUACAGAUGAACAUAAAGUGAAGGACCUGGGCAGCUUGAAUGGGACAUUUGUCAAUGAUGUCAGAAUACAGGAGCAAAUCUACGUCACACUGAAAAUUGAUGACAAAUUGAGGUUUGGAUAUGAUACCAACCUGUUCACUGUGGUUCGAGGAGAGAUGCACAUUCCAGAGGAGGCCCUAAAGCAUGAAAAGUUCAGUAUCCAGCUGCAGCUGAACCAGAAGAAACCUCCAGAGGUGGAAUUGGCAAAAUCUGAGGCGCUACCCUCUGAAGCAGCAGCGGCAGCAUCAGCUUGUGAAGGGGCCGCUACCAAACCCCCCGAAGCCAGCAGGGUGGAGGAAAAGACAGCAAGGGACGGAGCAGUGUUGCACAGAAUCACGCCCCUCUAUGGCCAGCCGGCAUGGUGGGGAGACGAUGACCAGCAACCAGGGAGGCCCGAGGAGAAGAGCUCAGAUCGGAAGCGAGAAAAAGCUGAAACAGACAGCAAAAAAAGUACAGUGGUCCCAAAGUCUUCCCCACAAACAGCUUCCAACCAGGAGCCUAGUUACUUUGAGAUCCCAACCAAGGAUACUUCCUCAGCAGGUAAAGUGAGUGGGGAACCCCCUUCACAAGAACAAGAGGCUGGUGGUUCUUCUGCUGCAGAGCCCAUCCACGGCCACGCCUCCUUCACCAUUGAGUUCGACCCUGGCGAAUCAGGUAAAGUGACCGUCAAAGAUCGAGUGGCAAAGGUGGGCCCGGAGACCAGACCGCACCCUAAAAGAGUUGGGGAGGAGCUGAGUCCACUUCAGACAGCCAUGGUAGCUGCGGAGGUUAAAGUUGCAGACUGGCUGGCCCAGAAUGAGCUGCCGUUGGCCAUGAAAGACACGGUUGCAGAGGAUGAUGGGGAAAGUGUAAAGAGUGAUGUGCCUGUACAACUGAAGAGUCUUAAAGGCAGUAAACAUGAGGACGGCACUCAGAGUGACUCAGAGAACGCACUUGGCGAGCAGCGCAGGGCUGCCGCAAUGGAGGAACGCUCGUGGGGGCUGUGGGGCGGUGCAGGGAUGAAGAUCAGAGAGGGUCGCGCUAACGUACCAGAGGGGCUCUUUGCAGAGGAGGACAGUCCUGCUCGCCGUCGCAAGUCUUCAACUUCCAAAAUGGCAGGUGGAUUUGUGGACAGACGACGGGGCUCUGCACCACAUCAGCAGAGUUGCCGUGAUGAGUGCUAUCACCAUGGGGAUGAUUAUAGUGACAGGGGGACCUAUACUAUUGAGCUGGAAAAUGGCGAUCAUGAGGAGGAAGAGGCUAGGAAAAUGAUCGACAAGGUGUUUGGUGUGGAUGACCAUGAGGGGGUGUGUGUGUCCAGGUUGGGUGGUGCUGACCAAAAAGAAAGGCUUACCUCCCAGAGGUCUGGUACCGGAGACAGAGGAAAGCCUGGACGCAUGGAGACAGAGGUACUAUCUGAGGAAUUGAUGGUGGGCGGUCCUCGCUGGGUUUCGCAGUGGGCCACUCUGGCUGCCAGUCACAUUAGGACAGACCCUGAGGGAUCAGGAGGAGAGAGUCACAUCAUGGUCACAGAGGACAGAGCUGAAAUAAGUGAGUCCAGCUACUCAGCCUCCUUUGCCUCGUCUAGCUACACGGAGCAAAAGAGGAGAACCCUGCCUCAGCUGCCAGGUGAGGAGCUCACCCUAGGAAGGAGGACCCCAGGCUCCGGCUUGCGUACAGAAUUGGGGGAGAAACAGGACACAGAGCUACAGGAGAAGGAGAGCCAGAAGACGGCCAGUGAAAAGAAUCGGCCAGGUCAUGGCGUUGGCGGUGCGGGCAGUCACAGUGGUAGCCCCAGUCGCUCCUCACCAGCCAAGUCACAGGACAGUGCUGGAGGGAGGUCAUGCCAGUCAGGUGUGUUGACUAAGCUCCCCCCUCGUCCACUGACCAGCGGGGAGAAAAGACUGGAGGAGGCACGGAGGAGGAAAAAGGAAGAGGAGAAAGCUAGGGAAAGUAGCGGGAAGCCAUUGUUGAGACAGGAGAGUUUUACUGUGGAGAAACCAAGCUCCAACAUGCCCAUUGAGCUCAGACCUUGUAUCGAUGGGCUCAAAAGCAGCAGAUCUCAGAGCAGGGAGGCCGGCACUGACAGCGCCACACUGCAGAAAGACUCAGAAGCCGUGGCAGCCUUUUUAGAGACGACUGUGUCAGACCAAGGUGAUCCACCAAGUCAGUCCAUUGAAGGCUCCAUGUCACCAGAAUCAGACGUGGACACAACAAGCACAGUAAGCCAGGCUGAUGGAGCCAGAAAAGUAAUCCAAAAACGGCGGACUCUUGCAGGACAGCAGAAGGAGAGAACUGUAGUGUGCUCAUCCGGCAAAGGCCCCGCUGGGGGCAGAGAGGCCCAGGACAGGAGGGUCAAGACCAGGGCAUCUGGUCCUCUGCAGCCCAGCCGCCCCUGGACUUCCCUAGACCUCACUGAUGAUGAUGUCAACUCCAACUCACUCCUCUCUGACUCCCAGCCCACUUCUACAUCAAGAAAGGAAUCUAGAAGCUCACAUACCAGAGCCCAGACUGGGAGCACAACACUGGGGGCUGGCACCAAGUCUAGUCGGGCUAAAAUCAACCAGGGCCCAGCCUCCUCUGCAGCCAGUAAAACCACCAAUGUUCCCAAGCCCAGACCCACCAGGGCGUCCCUGCUGAGGCGAGCCCGCCUUGGGGACUCCUCAGACAAUGAACCUGUCGAUCUUGACCGGAUGUCGGUAGCUUCUGAGGCCUCCACCGCAAGUUCCACAUCCAGGACAGGGAUGGCAAGAAGGGGAAUGUCCAGGAUAGAGGCUCUGGCACAGCCGAGGAAGCCGAGGGUGGGCUCCCCGUCCGCCCAGAGUGACUCAGAGGCCACUGUGACAAGGAGCAGAGGUCUAGGGGUCCGGAGUGCUGCAGGUGAUUAUGCCAUAAGACAAGGUCUAAGAGGGACUAAUAUGACCUCAGUGUCUGGACCCAGAGCUCGGGCUAACAGCGCCUCCAAGCUGCCUGACAAGAAUAAAGGCACCUCCUCAUAUGGACAAGUCACACCUGCGUCUGGCACUCGGUGGCGCCGCGUGCCUGUGGAGUAUGCCUCCACCUCAGAGGACGAGUAUGGCUCAAACCGCCACAUAUCCAAGCAGGGCCACUCACUGCCGUUCCCUUCCACUCGGGUAAGCCAGCUAGGAGGGUCAGCCCUAGCAACUCCUAAUCCUGCAGGCCUGUCUGCCCUGAAGCAGCACUCCAGGGAACAGGACGAGUAUAUGAGAGACUGGACAGCACACAGCGAGGAAAUAGCUAGAAUAAGCCAGGACCUAGCCAAAGACCUAGCCAUGCUUGCCAGAGAAAUUCAUGAUGUGGCAGGAGAAAUAGACUCAGUCAGCCCUGCAGCCACUGACCCUGGAGCGCUGAUGGAGGAGCCUGUAUUUGAUGACAGCUUGGAGCCGAGUGGUCCUUCUGCAGAGCACAGCAGUAUUCUGGGAACCAAUGUGCGGUCUGUGGAGCUUCGACCCCAAAGCUCUAGUGGACAGAGCUCCCGCUCCAUCCGCCGACAGACAUGGAAUAGAGAAGAUGCGGUGCUAGAUGGUUUACUACUAGCAUCUGUCACUCAGCUCUCAAUGAGGAUACGUCAGUCUGUUGACAAAACAACUUGCAAAAUCAGGAUCCUCUUUAAGGAUAAAGAACGAAAAUGGGAAGAGAUUGAGAACAAACUGCAGGCAGAGCGUGACUCCUUGCUACUCAAGUGCUCCAAUAAGGAAAUUUCAACCAUUAUUCAAGACCUGAGGAGAGUGGAAAGACAACUGCUUGUAAUUGACAUGAUGGUGGACCCAGACGGCACCCUGGAUGCCCUGUCCAAUCUGGGCCUAACCAGCCCUCUGACUGACCAAAGGACCAGCCCUGGGACUCAGCAGGGGGCGUCGAUGUUGCACUCUGGAGCUGAAGCGUCCUCCAGCACACUCUCAAGGCCUGAAGGACGGGACACUGAAUUAUGCAGACCUUCAGGCCAUGUGGAGGUAGCAGAGCGAGACCCAGGGCCUGAAACCCAGAGCCCGAGAUCCUACAACUGAUACACCAAGUACAUCAUUCAGAAUGCAUCCUUUAUGUUGGACAUAUAUUGAAGGUGUGAAGUGAGAAGUAUUUGGUUUCAGACAAAGGGGGAAAGAGGAAAGAGAAUAAUUGCCUAUUGGGUGGGAAAGCCUGACUGUCAAUCAAAGUGACUCGUGAUAGGACAUUGUAAAGGUCCAACACUACCAAAUAGCAGCUCUUGUCAGAUAUAUAUUAUGAAACAUAAUAAUUUUUAUUUGUUAGCUAAUGAAAAAGCUAUGAAUUAAUAUUCAGUAACCCAUAUGUGUUUUUGUGUUGCAGCUCAUUCUUAUUAUACAUUAUCCUUUAUAAUAUUUAUAAAAGAAGAACACAUGUAAAAAUUGAGAGGAUUCAAUGUGAGAGAUUAACUUAAGAUGAUUUAGGCCAAUGCAGAAACCCAAACUAGAAAGGUCAAAAGGUGUGUGUGAAAAGUGUUCUUCUAUCCUGCCAUAUAAUUAUUUAUUUAAUAUAUAUAUAUAUAUAUACAUAUAUAUAUUGUUGGCCUGUUGCCAUUUCAAUCCCCAAUCCUGUCUCAGUAAUGAUGUUCCAUCAGAAAAGGCCAUGUUGCUUAUUUGCUGUGAAAAGAACUGAGUGUGUACAGUAUGUGCCAAUGUAAAUGUUUAUUAUAGUUCAAUUGAAAACUCCCAUCCAUGCCGGUUUUCUUUUUGUGGCUAUGUCAUAUGAAACCAGUGUAUCAAAGAUGGACUGUGUGUGUUAAUAGAAACUAUUAAAUCAAAUGUAGCUCCCAGAAAGGUUUUCCUUUUCCAAAUGUAUUUCGUCACAAGUGCCCUGGGUCAAACAAUCAUUACAGUUGGAGAUGAGGGAUGCUAAAGUAUACCGGAGAGGUGGUGGAUAUGAAAUUUGUUUUGCACAGUACAAAGCUGAUAUAUGUUAAUUUUCAUCUCUGAUUGACCAGCACAUGAUGUGCCCCUGCGGCACUCCUGUAUCAUGUCGAUGUCCUUGAUCAAAAACAAAAGCAAGGUGAAAGCCAGCUGCCUGCAGACAAACAAAAUUAUAUUUUGAUCAUAAACAACAUGUUGUGUUUGAAUCCUCCAAGUCCUGCAGCUGUGUUUUAUUGGUAAUGAUGCAAAGAGAAGAAUGCACAGUGUAAUGACUGUAGGUUUUCCAGUGUCUUGCCUCAUACCAAUGUUUACACAUGAAUGUAACCUGAUCAGAACUGUUGAAAACAUUUUAGCCAAAACAACUUGAACAAAGACUGAUAAUUGCAUUUUGUGCUCAACACUUUCUGUACUUUGUUUUUGUUUGAGCAUUUUGAGAGUUUUUAUUUGAACGUUUUGUAUACCGUUUUUUCUUUGUAAUGAUGUUUGGUUAAAUGUUGACCUUGCAAUACCUCUGUAUCGUCGGUCUCAUUUCCAAUAAAAUGCAUGAUAAUCAUGA
Etheostoma cragini (Arkansas darter) is the source of this 5800-nucleotide messenger RNA. RefSeq names its product centrosomal protein 170Ab (gene cep170ab). Gene Ontology annotation, cellular component: centriole. Bases 190 to 4386 code for a protein of 1398 amino acids. The transcript has 19 exons. NCBI's taxonomy places the organism in Eukaryota, Metazoa, Chordata, Actinopteri, Perciformes, Percidae. Gene Ontology annotation, molecular function: protein binding. The record is from RefSeq and is a predicted model, not a curated record.